Tachysurus vachellii is the source of this 2229-nucleotide messenger RNA. RefSeq names its product aldehyde dehydrogenase 5 family, member A1 (succinate-semialdehyde dehydrogenase) (gene aldh5a1). Gene Ontology annotation, biological process: GABA catabolic process. The record is from RefSeq and is a predicted model, not a curated record. The transcript is spliced from 10 exons. NCBI's taxonomy places the organism in Eukaryota, Metazoa, Chordata, Actinopteri, Siluriformes, Bagridae. Gene Ontology annotation, molecular function: succinate-semialdehyde dehydrogenase (NAD+) activity. Bases 98 to 1636 code for a protein of 512 amino acids.
CGUGUGGAAACGUCUUCAUUCAUACCGCUGGAUCCUGACUGUGUGGCUCCGUUGAAGCUCAGCGGUUUCUUCAUUGUCUCAUACUCUGAUUCGGGUAAUGGCUAGCAUCUGUCUUGCAAAAAGUCGACAUUUUGUUCAUCAGACAUUUCAUACCCUUCCAAGCAUGUUGAGCCGCCAAUACAGCCUGAAUAUUAGCGCCGAGCUGCUACGGACUCAGGGCUUCAUCAAUGGCGGCUGGGUUUCGGCCUCUUCCAAGUUCCCUGUGCUGGAUCCAGCUACAGGACAAGAGCUGGCUCAUGUCUCAGAUUGUGGACCUCAGCAGGCUCAGGAAGCGGUUAGGGCCGCGUACACAGCUUUUUACUCAUGGAAAACUCGCACCGCAAAGGAAAGGAGCCUUCUGCUACGAAAAUGGUUUGAUUUGGUCAAUCAGCACAAGGAGGAUCUGGCCAAGCUUAUUACAGCAGAGUGUGGCAAACCCAUGAAGGAGUCCCUAUCUGAGAUUGCAUACUCUGCGUCUUUUCUUGAGUGGUUCUCUGAGGAAGCUCGCCGUGCCUACGGGGACAUUGUGGCACCAGCAGCAAAGGAUCGCAAGAUAUUGCUGCUCAAAGAGCCAGUGGGCAUAGCCUCUAUAAUCACACCAUGGAACUUCCCCAGUGCCAUGAUCACAAGAAAGGUGGGAGCGGCCUUGGCGGUUGGCUGUACUGUAGUGGUGAAGCCAGCUGAAGACACGCCCCUUUCUGCUCUAGCACUUGCUGAGCUAGCAGCGCAGGCUGGAAUCCCUCCUGGAGUGUUUAACGUGGUUCCCUGCUCCAGGGAGAAGGCCCCUGCUGUGGGAGAAAUCCUCUGCACUGACCCUCUAGUGGCUAAAAUUUCAUUCACUGGCUCCACUGCCACUGGCAAGAUACUGCUGAAGCAUGCAGCAGAAACUGUCAAGAGGGUGUCGAUGGAGUUGGGUGGACACGCUCCCUUCAUUGUCUUUGACAGUGCAGAUGUGGACAAAGCUGUAGCUGGGGCAAUGGCUUCCAAGUUUAGAAACUCGGGCCAAACCUGUGUAUGCUCCAACCGCUUCCUGGUGCAGAGUGGGAUCCAUGAUGUGUUUAUGGAAAAGCUGGGGAAGGCCAUGGAUGCAGAGCUGCACAUAGGCCAUGGGUUUGACCCCACAACCACACAGGGGCCUCUCAUCAACGUUCGUGCUGCUGAGAAGGUGCUGCAUCACAUCACAGAUGCUGUUUCACACGGGGCUGUAGUACUGAAAGGUGGGAAGAGACUUGAGGGAUCUUUCAUGCAGCCUACACUGCUGUCCAAUGUCACAACUGACAUGCUCUGUAUGCGAGAGGAGACUUUUGGUCCUCUGAUACCAGUUCUCAAAUUCAACACAGAGGAGGAGGCUCUUGCCAUUUCUAAUGCAUCACAGGUUGGAUUAGCAGGUUACUUUUACUCUCAAGACCUGAGUCAGAUCUGGCGAGUGGCUGAGCAAUUGGAGGUGGGAAUGGUUGGGGUAAAUGAGGCUCUUGUCUCCACAGCAGAAGCCUCUUUUGGUGGGGUUAAACAAUCAGGCCUGGGUAGAGAGGGUUCAAAAUAUGGUAUUGAUGAAUAUCUGCAAGUGAAGUACAUGUGUAUUGGUGGGCUUAUCUGAGUGUGGUUCUGCUGUUGAUGUUUAUUUUGUUCUUGCUGAAUAAAAGUCAAUUAUGAAAGCACAUCAAUUAGAUCACUGUGAAUUAAACCAUUCCUUUUAUUCAGAACUGUUGGAGUUUUUAAAAGAAGGAUAAUAUUCCUGUUAAACAUAUUAAAAUCCUUGAUACAUAUAGAAGUAUAUGGUGUUUCUGCAGGUGUAUGGCUAAUAGCCUUGUGAAUAAUUGUUGUAUUAAGGAUAUUAUUUUUGUAAAAUUGUUUGCUACCUUUAAUAAAAAAAAAAGGCUAACAAGCAAUGGAGUAAAAUAAAAAAUAUUUAGAGUCUGAAAAAUAUUGUUGUCAAAAGUCUUAAAGUGCCAUGGAUCUGUGACCUGUUUGCCUCUUAUUUGUUUUUAAUAUCUGAAUAAUUUCUUUGUACCUGGUUCAAUGUCAUUUGCUGUAUUAAUAUAUCUCUACAUGUUGCCCAUACAUUAAGAAGUGUUAUGUGAUUCUCAUUAAUCAAAAUGAUUUGUCACAAAAGUAAUCGUUCAAAAAGAAAAUCUAUUUGGACUGCAAACAAAAAACAUAUGCAAAUAAACCAGAUUUUAACAAUCUUAA